Molecule: messenger RNA, 504 nt
Organism: Striga asiatica
Lineage: Eukaryota; Viridiplantae; Streptophyta; Magnoliopsida; Lamiales; Orobanchaceae
Source: the annotation of a GenBank genome assembly
GUGGAGGGUGAUGAGGCGGGUGAGAUCGGCGAGCGGCGGCGGGAUGGGGCCGCGGAGGUCGAGGCGGUGAAAGGCGGAGAUUUUCGACGAGAUCUGGACGGAAAAGGCAUUGCCGGAGAGGUAGACGAGCUUGAGGUGCAGCGGGCGAGGGGGGAGAGGGUGGUGGAGCUGGUCGAGGGAUGCGAAGGCGUCAAUGGGGCAGCGGAGGUUGUGGAAGGGGUGGACGACGGCAGUGACGUGUCGUUGCCGCGUAGUCAGCGGCCAUCCAUGUCGUGCCCCACGAGCAUCGACACACGCAGGGCUGAUUUCAAUAUACAAACAGGGACAUGGAUGUCGUGCCCCCAUGUCAGCGGACUGACGGAGCUGCUCAAGGCUUGGAGUCCUGCGGCCAUCCAAUCGGCACUCGACCACUGCCUACACAACAGACGGGAGAGGCCACCCCAUAAUAGACGUAUCCACGGGCAAAAAGUCCACACCAUUCGAUCCUGGAGCAGGGCACAUUAA